Molecule: messenger RNA, 888 nt
Organism: Striga asiatica
Lineage: Eukaryota; Viridiplantae; Streptophyta; Magnoliopsida; Lamiales; Orobanchaceae
Source: the annotation of a GenBank genome assembly
AUGGUAGCUUCUAACUCUUUAAAGGAGCAUAUUCCUAUUCAAGUUCCAACGGCCCAGGAUGUACUGGACUCUUCUCAACCAUCACACAAUCUUCCAUCUGUAGCCAUCAUAAACCAGGAUCUUGAUGUGGCUAGGCUAAUGGAUAUUGAAGUAGGUGUUUCCUCCAGUCAGAUACCCCAUAAGGACAAAUGCCUCCCUAAAUCAACACAGACAACUUCUAAAAAGUGGAGGAGAUCAGACAAGAACGUGGGACGACUUCAGAGGAGUUCAGAGCCUCUUAACCCAGCAGAGGCAACUCCAGGAAUGGAGAUCAUCCAUCUGAUUUCCACUGACUUCUACAUUGCUGUUAACUUUAAGAUUGAUAAUGAGGAUAAAGGCUGGGGUAUCUUCAUCUACAUGAGCACUGACAGAGUAAGGCGGAGUAGCUUGGCCGCGGAGGUCGGGUAUCGCGCCGCGGCAAGCUCCGCGCCGCGGCAGAAGGUUCACCACACUGCGGGACCACCACGACUUGAACUGCGGAUUUGUACGUUGAAUCGCGUCACGCCGCGGCAUAUACCGCACCGCGGCACAUUGCCUCACCGCGCCGCGAGGGUGCCACGACCCGAACUGCGGCUGUGGGCUGUUGAAUGGCGUCGCGCCGUGGCAGACGUCGUGCCGCGGAAAACUCCUAGUAUAAUUAUUGGGGUCGAACUCAAAUGUUUCUCAUCUCUCAAAGACUCACGAUUGAACCCUAACCCCAACUUCUCCUACGCCAUCAUCUCCGACCAACGGUUUGUCGACCACUUCCGACCACGCGACCACCAACCAACCCAUCUCCGGCGACCCUCCAGCACCGGCGAACUCACUUUCUCCGGCCAAGCUAUCUCAGGCAACCCCUUUUUCUCGUGA